AGUGUCAAACGGUAUUUUAGGAUGAUUCUAGGUUAUGUUUUGCUGAAAAUGUUCCUUCUUUAAAACGUUAAAUUGACCAAAUACACAAGGUUUUCUUAAAAAUAUGGCUAUGAUCAGAGCAGGUUUGCAAAAACUUGCAACUGCUUUUACUGGCAGCCAAGGAGGCAUUUUAUCAAGAUUUUUGAGUAAUUUAAUACCCCGAGAGAACACAGCUGACACGCAGAAGGAUGUCAUAGCAACAUGUAACAAACUAAUAGAGCAGAAAGCCUCAAGGAACUUCGCUAUUGUGCAUCUGCUCGGCAAACAGUGGCGUGUCACUGACGGUGACUUGCUCGUUGUCGAGGGUUACUGGCCACCGAAUAUCGGGGAUAAGAUAAAACUAGAUAAAGUGUUGCUUGCGGCCACUAAGGAUUUCUCACUAAUAGGGAGACCACUAGUCCAGCCUGGCUUGGUCAAUGUCACUGCUACAGUAAUAUCUAAAGCCCUCUCGCACACUCGCGUACAUUUCAAGAAGAAGAGGAGGAAGCAGUAUAUGAGAAUUAACUUCCAGCGGGCUGAACAGACAAUGUUGAGGAUUAACUGUGUUGAGAUAGCUAAUAAGAUCAAUGAGGCCCCGAAGAAUGUUUUUUAAAUUAGUAAAGUUUAGUUGUUAGUUUAAUGUUGUAAUAUAGAAAUAUUGUAAACUAAAAA
Cydia strobilella is the source of this 690-nucleotide messenger RNA. RefSeq names its product large ribosomal subunit protein bL21m (gene mRpL21). Gene Ontology annotation, molecular function: structural constituent of ribosome. The transcript has 2 exons. The coding region runs from base 104 to 631 and encodes 175 amino acids. Lineage: Eukaryota; Metazoa; Arthropoda; Insecta; Lepidoptera; Tortricidae. The record is from RefSeq and is a predicted model, not a curated record. Gene Ontology annotation, cellular component: ribosome; mitochondrial large ribosomal subunit.